Molecule: messenger RNA, 1778 nt
Organism: Ipomoea triloba (trilobed morning glory)
Lineage: Eukaryota; Viridiplantae; Streptophyta; Magnoliopsida; Solanales; Convolvulaceae
Product: organic cation/carnitine transporter 2-like
Exons: 1
Coding region: 1-1539 (512 amino acids)
Biological process (GO): transmembrane transport
Cellular component (GO): membrane
Molecular function (GO): transmembrane transporter activity
Source: RefSeq, a predicted model, not a curated record
AUGGAUCAACAUCCAGAAAAGAAUCCUCUGCUGGUUCUCCCAACAACCAAUGACGAAACGAAAAACAGAACAAACCGUUCCUUGGACGACACCAUAGAAGUUUGGCUUGGAAGGUUUAGUUGGGCACAGUUCCUACAGGCCACCCUUGCUAAUUUGGCAUGGGUAUUCGACGCCCAUCAAACCUUCAUCACCGUGUUUACCGACCUCGUGCCCACUUGGCACUGCAAUGACACCUCAUCGUCACUCUGCAAUAAUGUCUGUGAGCUUCCGAAGGAGGCGUGGGCGUGGGACGCGCCGCCGCAGACCUCCGUGGUUUCGGAGUGGGGCCUACAGUGUGCCGGGGCGGUCAUCACCGGCCUGCCGGCCACCUCGUACUUCCUCGGCUGCCUGGUCGGCGGGCUCGCGCUGUCCACGUUCGCCGACGCCUCGAUUGGGCGGAAGAAAAUGCUGGCCUUCUCGUGCCUCGUCAUGAACGUGGCCGCCGUGCUCACCGCGGCCGCCCCCAACGUGUGGGUCUACUCGUCGUUGAGGUUCCUGACGGGGUUCGCGCGGGCCACCAUCGGGACCUGCGCGCUGGUUUUGUCGACCGAGAUUGUAGGGAGGCGGUGGCGGGGACAGGUCGGGAUCAUCGGAUUCGUGUGUUUCACUUUCGGGUUCCUCUCUUUGCCGGGCAUGGCGUAUUUCAAUUCCGGGUCUUCCUGGAGAUAUCUCUACCUCUGGACCGGCAUCCCCGGGAUCAUAUACUCUGUUAUUGUCUACCUCGUGGCUCCAGAAUCUCCGAGGUGGCUUUAUGUGCGAGGAAAAAUCCAAGAUUUUGUCGAAACAAUCAAAACCCUGGCACCCCCGGAGACCCGCAACACCAUCUUUCUAGACAACCAAGAUCAAGUCCUUGAAUUGGAUGAGCAAAUGGAUUUAUACUCUGCUCUAAAGGUGCUGAUAAGCAAAGGCUGGGCUUUGCGGCGGCUAUUAACGGUCACGUGGGUGGCUCUUGGGAUAGGUUUGGUGUAUUACGGGAUACCGUUAGGUGUGGGCGAAAUGCCGUUAAAUCUCUACCUUAGUACAACGUUAAACGCCGUGUCCGAGCUACCCGCGUCGUUAGUGACGUUACUACUAAUAGACAAGUUGAAACGGCGGGGCUGGGUGGCAGGGCUAGGGGUCGUGAGCGGGGUGUGCAACCUCGGGUGCGUUGUAUUUGUGGGGGAGGAGUUAAAGGCGGUGCAGAUCGGGCUGGAAAUCGUGGCGUUCUUCACGGCCUGCACGGCGUUCAAUAUUCUGCUGAUAUACACGCUGGAGCUGUUCCCGACGUGCGUGAGGAACUCCGCGGUGGCGAUGGCGAGGCAGGCCAUGGUGGUGGGCGGCGCGAUUAGCCCCUUGCUGGUGGCGCUGGGGAGAGAGAACAGGUUUUACUCUUACGGGGUUUUCGGAUUGGCCAGUGUUUUGUGCUGCUUGUUUCUGGUUUCUUUGCCGGAGACAUUGGGCAGGGAUCUCUGUGACACCAUUGACGAAGAGGAGAGCAAGGAAAAUGGAAACAGAGUCUGAACUCUCAACAAACUGUUUAUAUUUUUCUUUGUUAUCGUUUGGGUGUGGCUAUUUUUACUACUUUUCUCCCUUCAAUAAUCUUUGUAACAAAGUACUGUGAAAAAUGAUUUACUAAUAACUACAAGUAAUAUUGUAUGAAUUAGUCCAUAAUGUUCCAAAUUCAACCUCUUGUAAGAGUGCUUUAUUGGUUCAUUUAGUUCGAACCGACCCGUUAUAGAUAACUUAAGUUGAUUUAUCUA